UUUUUAAUCUAUACCACGUAUAUCAAAGAUUUGGAUAAUAAUAAGCUUGCAACACCAACUUCUUUUCGUUGUCAAGCAAGAUGGCGGAUCAGACAGAGAAAGCGUUUCAGAAACAAUUGACCGUCUUCCUGAACAGGAAGGGGGGCAUGAAAAGGAAGGACAUGCGACACAGUAAGAAUGUCGGGCUAGGUUUCAAGACACCUCGUGAGGCGAUUGAAGGCACGUACAUCGACAAGAAAUGCCCGUUCACCGGCAACGUGUCCAUCCGUGGUCGUAUCCUCACCGGAGUUGUCCAGAAGAUGAAGAUGCAGCGCACGAUCGUCAUCCGCCGCGACUACCUCCACUACCUGCCCAAAUACAACAGGUUCGAGAAGCGACACAGGAAUAUGUCCGUGCAUCUGUCGCCUUGUUUCAGGGACGUGGAAAUCGGAGACAUCGUCACCAUCGGCGAAUGCAGGCCGCUCUCCAAGACCGUCAGGUUCAACGUAUUGAAGGUUUCCAAAGGCAAGGGAUCCAAAAAAUCCUUCAAGAAGUUCUAAUAAACUUAUGUUAUAAGUAA
Messenger RNA from Manduca sexta (tobacco hornworm), 559 nucleotides. RefSeq names its product 40S ribosomal protein S11 (gene RpS11). Gene Ontology annotation, molecular function: structural constituent of ribosome. The record is from RefSeq and is a predicted model, not a curated record. NCBI's taxonomy places the organism in Eukaryota, Metazoa, Arthropoda, Insecta, Lepidoptera, Sphingidae. The transcript is spliced from 4 exons. Gene Ontology annotation, cellular component: ribosome; cytosolic small ribosomal subunit. Bases 81 to 539 code for a protein of 152 amino acids. Gene Ontology annotation, biological process: translation.